AUGGUCUAUCAGUUCAGCCGGCCGUCCCAUUCAUCAUUGAGGUAUCACCUAAAGGAUGCUGAGCUGGAAGACGAGUCAAACCAUGAUACGUGGACUGAACUCAUUCGUAGCGUUCUGUGUUCUCUGUGUUCUGGUCUGAAGGAGGCGGGUGUGAGUGUUGUUUCAGCAAGCGAGCUGGAGUCGAUCGCGGAAAACCUCGACAAUGUUGAGCGCACAAAGUGUGUGGCUCUGAUCACAGAUGCUCUCAGACAGAAUAAAUGGGACCCCUUGAUCAGAUAUGCGGAUAUGAAGCUGCGACUCGCACCUCCGGAAAUCAAUUAUUAUGAUUACAAUCAGUUUGAGGUUGAAAAAAAUCUUGCUACCGCAUACCAUGGGCGUUUUAUUGGUAGUGCACCUCGCUCUUUCAUCAGGCAUCUUGACCAAAUCGACCGGGAGGAGGGCAACCUCAACAAACCACGUUAUGCUAAAUCCAUCUCCGUAGUCCAAAGCUCUGGGGCUGGGAAAUCACGUAUGCUGACGGAGGUCGGUGCACGAAUCUUUACCCUCCCUAUAUGUCUUCGUACACCGGGUAGUUCGGGUUAUCCGUUAGCGGACGAGCCCGUGUCCGAAUAUUUCAAUGAGCUCAAGACUCAGUGCGGGAACAAUGACCUGAGCAUCAGCACAGUUGCGGGUAUCGCUAGUUUCUUUGCAGCUGCACAUGAGACUAUGUUAGCCUCGCUCAAAGUCAUUCUCGGUGAGGGGAAUUGUGCAAGGAAAGACGUUCUCGGCAGUUGGCACCGCAGAAUGGAGGGAGAGGGCAGGGGGGCUUUUCGGGUGAAGUUCUUCGAAAGCGUGAUGGAACGAACGAAACAACUAAAAAAAAGUUAUGGUGUAGGAUCAGGGAAUAGUCCCAAGCUCGAUGACGGUAAUGGAUUUAAACGAAAUAAGGAGGGCAAAAAGGGUAAAAAGGGCGGCCCGAUCACGCUGGCCAGGAGCUAUUACGCGAAAGAUGCGAAGAAGGCUGUUGAAGACCUGAUGGAGUUCAUCAAGACUCUUACCAGCGGUUCUGAUCCGCUAUGCAUCACAUACUUCGAUGAAGCUCACGAGUUGGGGAUGUGCUUCUGGAUUAUGUUACUUUUAUUGCAAAAUCAAAAAGAUUCCGUGAGAAUGUGGUAUGUCUUUAUGGGGACGAAAUCAAGCAUAACGUAUUUUGCACCCCGUCCUCAAGACAUGGUUUCCGCAAGACUCAGAGAGGAACAACGACGACUAGAGCCCCCCUUUUUUGCUCUUGGUUUUGAUCAGUAUGCCAGGGAGCAGGCCAAAACUCCCACACUCGUCAAGAUGGGCCAAUUCGAAACAAUGGAGCAUAUCAGCCAAUAUGGGCGGCCUUUGUGGCGCGCAAUGCUGCCCAUGCCAGGCGACGAACUGAUCAACGUUGCAGCUUACAAGCUCACCGCUGCUGAAGUUAGAGGGUUCCAUGCCGGGAAUAAGCUCCAUGUGUUUGCCGUACUUUCACAGCGGCUCUGUCUCGAUCUUGUUCUAGCGAGUGCUGAGGCUGCCGAGUUAGCCGAUCGGAGCGUCUCCCAUCACUUGAGACUUCUCACGGGUCUCUCGGUUAAUAAUGCAAUACUUUACACCCAUUCGCCAUCGGAACCAAUUCUGGCUUUGGGUGCUGCACGAAUUUUGUAUCAUCCCGACGCGCCCAACGGGCUAUUACGUUCAGUCCUGGAGACUUUGAGCAAGGGUUUGUGUCAUGCAGGUUUGGUCGAAAAGGGACUUAUGGGUGAACUUGCCGCCCGCUUCCUUCUCCUCACCGCGCGCGACUUUGCGGCUCCAGUUGAUGGCAAACAUCGUAACUUCCUGAAACCUGUUCGCCUGCUGGAUGUUCUUCAGACUCUUUUCGGCGGCAAUGGCUGGUGUGAUCGGAGCGUCAAAACCGCUUUCUGUGAUGCAUUUGUCAAUUUCACACACUGGACCAUUACAAAAAACUUCUUACCCCAAAUGCCUUCUCGGAAAUUGCUUGCUAACCUCUGGGCUCGGGGGGCCAUUUUGCAAUGCUGCUUCAAUCAAACAUCAAUCGAUUUCCUAUGCCCGGUUUAUUUUGGCUCUGUGGAACCCGGAGCUAUUUUUGAUUGCGACCAGCUGUCGGGACUCGUUGUUCAAGUCAAGAACAAAAAGGAAGGGGAUACUGGUGCCCAAAGAAAUCUGCGACCUGCCGGGAUCAUCCGUGACUUCAAAGACCCACUUCCUUAUCUUGCCCUGCUGAUGGAGCUUGAACAUUCUCAGCCUCUCCAAUAUAAACGCUUGCAGGAAGAGUACCGGCAUGCUUUGGAUGGCCUAUCCCAGCAUAGAGAACAAAAUCCCAAGGAGAAGAAACAUUUGAAGCUGCUGGAGGCAGACGUUCAAGCCAAAGAGCUGGAAAAGGACCUAUAUAAUCAGUACCUGAUCUCUGCCCGAGGUGCGGGGUCUAAGACCUAUGGCAUACUUAAGACGGCAGGAAUCGAGGAGGAAUUUAACACCUUCCUCAGCAUUGUCAUACCUCAGGAAUCACCCUAUGAUGAUGAAAUUGCUCAAAUGUGGCCGGAUCACGUUGGGGAUGAUGGCUGGUUGGCUGAUUAUGUGAUAGACAAUGAAGGAUAA
Molecule: messenger RNA, 2619 nt
Organism: Cantharellus anzutake
Lineage: Eukaryota; Fungi; Basidiomycota; Agaricomycetes; Cantharellales; Hydnaceae
Exons: 10
Coding region: 1-2619 (872 amino acids)
Source: RefSeq, a predicted model, not a curated record